AUGAUCAGUGCAAGUUCUUUUGCUAACCAAUUACCACCUCUACCCCGAUUUCUACAAUCACCCUCUCCAGCUACCAUUCAAUCAUUACUAGAUGAUCCUCCUUGUUCUGACGAGAUACACGAUGCUCGGACUGCUCUCAUACUUCGACACGCCCUUCGACAUGCUGCUGAACAUUGCGAUAGUGAGCUAUUGAUGUGGCUGACAGCUUUGACCGGUCAACAUGCUGCUAUACUAGAUGAAGAGGUACAGUUGAUCGAAGAUGAAGAUGGUUGGGGAUUGGUAGGAAUGACCAUUCUUGGGAGUUGUGGUUCUCAGGAGAAAGAAGAAUGUACUAGGGCUGUGGUAUUACGUUGGGGAUUAGAAGUCGGUCCGAGAAAAGGUAGAGACAGAGGAGGCUGGACACCAUUACAUCUCUCAGCCUUAGUAUCAACAGCACCACUUAUCUCUUUCCUACUGACACGCGGUGCAAGUUGUCGCGUCUUGACCAAUCGCGGUUUGACACCUUUGGAUCUGAUAGCGGGUCUCGACGAUAGACAGGAAGUUGCUGUAUUGUUGGAACACGCCACAUCUACAGGUCCAACUACUUCGGCUAUACUACCUGAAGGUCCCUGGGAUGGAAGUUUGAGCGCCCAGAGACAGUCUAUGCUUGGACGAAGACGUUCAAGGGCAGUAGGUAUGAUAGAGCAGAAAUCUAGGUUGGAGAGACUGUGGAAGAUGGAAGCGGAGAGGGGGGUGUUCAUAAGGGAGACGGUGAGGGUGGUAGGGGUGAAUCCGGAAUAUCUCUUGAACCAAAACACCCCUGGCAAGCGAUUGUCGGCUGAUUCGGGAUUGGGAUGGAUAGAUGACGAAUCGACAGCUGAGGAAUCAGAGAGUGAUUAUGAGGAUGAUUCUGUUAACAAGGAUAUACACGAGACCCUGCUCGUGUUCUCCCUCUCUCAACUUCCGAUCAUAUUCGACAUCUUCAUCACAGCUCGACAGCCUUAUUGCUUCCCUGUGGAAGAAAGAGCGGUGCCAGCCAAUGCUAUCUACUUAUAUGCACGAUUCGCUCAUUACCGAUGCGACCAAUCAUGGUUGGAAGAACUGAUAGAAGGAGCUGUCGAGAAGAUCGAGCAGGGUGUAUAUAGUAAUGUGGAGGACCUUGCCUUUUUGUCAUACUGGGCCUAUAAUACGACAGUCCUCUUGCAUCUCCUACGAUCCGACGCUGGUCUUGAAGAGGCAUGUGAGAAGUUGGGAUUCAUCUCGAUGAUGGAAGAGCUCAUCAAUGCCAUUCAUGUGUUUGUGAUCCGAGUAGCAGAGCGUCGGAUCGAUAUAAUACUGGAUGCCUCUUUGUUGGACUAUGAAAAUCUGGAAGAAGUCGGUGAUGUUAGGUUUGAGGGUGAAUGGACGUUGUUCCGUUCUUUUGGAGGAAAGAAGAAACGUGAACUCCUUCCCAAAGCUUCACAAAUAUUUAACAAUGGUAUAACAUCUUCUCCUAGAAACAGGAUAUCGGAAAGUCCCAGUACACGAUCGAUACAAGGUGCCAUGGAAGAAGUAACUCCUCAAUCCAUCACCGACAUUCUUACCGGGGUUCUUGUCGUAUUACAAAUCUACGAUGUCAACCCUGCUCUCACCGUUCAAGCCUUUUCCCAAAUCUUUUAUUGGAUAGCUUCGGAAUUAUUCAAUCGUAUCCUCACUCGAAAGAAAUAUCUCUGUCGCUCUAAAGCUGUUCAAAUCCGAAUGAACAUCACUGCGUUAGACGAUUGGGUAAGAUCACAUGGUAUACCUUCGAAAACAGCUACGAAACAUUUAGAACCGGUUGCUCAACUAUUACAAUGGCUUCAAUGUAGUUCACAAAUCAAAGAAUUCGAUACACUCAUUGGAACUUUACAAAACAUGCGUUCUUUAAAUCCUAUGCAAAUGCGACGUGCUGUGCGUGAUUAUCGAUAUGAAGUCAAUGAAGGUAAAAUGUCGGAAGAAUGUACGCAAUAUUUGUCUCAACUUCAAAAAGAUUGGGAUCGUCGAAGAGUUCAAAUGUCAAUGGAAGUCAUGAAAAAUGACGCUAGAAGACGUUCAAGUGAUGAUACGAACGAAACGACUUGUUCUCAUGAUAUCGGAAAUAAAGACGAUUCAACAUCUAUCGACGCUUUAUUUGACGGUACUACAUCAUUAGCCGAUUUCACACCUCAAGCAGGUCCAGAAUGUAUUGGUGAAUUAUUAGAUCCUCGACAUAUGUUACAUUUUAAUCUUCCUUCCGAUAACACCUACCUCAUAGCUACACCACCUAAAGAUGCAGCAUUCAACACUAUGUCUUCUAUUUCACCUUUCAUCACUGAUUCUAUCAAUUCUCGUCCUUCUUCUAGAGAUUCCUUCUCUUCUGCUAAACCAUUAGGAUGGUCAUUACCAAGUGAAACGAAGUUGAGGAAAUUACCAAAAGAAUUCUUUACAUGGCUAAGACGUCAAGAAAGAGAUAGGAAAUAUCAGUUCGAUCUACUUCGACCUCGAAUGGCUAAAUCUCCAGCUCUGGACCCUCCAUUAGGUCCAAGUCAAAGAGUCACAAGACCUAUCAAAACUACACCUCAACCGGUGACUAUUCAAAAUGGGACAUAUGAUGAAGAUUCAACACCUAUUGCUACUAGUGUUUCUUUCCCAAUACCAUCAGCUACUUUUUCGACCAACGGAGUACCUAGUCCAGGUUUAAGAACAUCAUCUUCAGUGGAUGAAUUGAGAGAGAAAGCGAAGAACGCUCAACUCACUUCGAGUUUCGAGACCGUUCCGAGACAUAAGAGGACGGAAAGUUAUGAAUUAAAGACGAGAUCGAUAUAUACACCUACACCAAUGAGGAAUGGAGUGAUGAGUACGACAGAGGAUAAGGACAGCACGAGAAGUGUCUCUUCUGGAUCGGGCUCGAAAUGGUGGAGAUUGGGAAGAAGAAGUGGUGGGAUGAGGGAUGGAAGUGAGGAUACUAUUACUGAUGGGAUGGGAAUGGCUUUGGAUGAAAUGGACGUUUUGACCCCUGUGGUCAGGGAGGGGAAUGGGUGGGGUCAUGAUUAA
Tremella mesenterica DSM 1558 is the source of this 3030-nucleotide messenger RNA. RefSeq lists its product as uncharacterized. Gene Ontology annotation, molecular function: GTPase binding. Lineage: Eukaryota; Fungi; Basidiomycota; Tremellomycetes; Tremellales; Tremellaceae. The transcript is spliced from 7 exons. The record is from RefSeq and is a predicted model, not a curated record. The coding region runs from base 1 to 3030 and encodes 1009 amino acids.